Molecule: messenger RNA, 2268 nt
Organism: Sclerotinia trifoliorum
Lineage: Eukaryota; Fungi; Ascomycota; Leotiomycetes; Helotiales; Sclerotiniaceae
Source: the annotation of a GenBank genome assembly
UAAGGUUUUACUCCGGAUUCCAUAGACAAUGGCAUAGAACAUAGAAUCAUAGAACCGAAUUACCGAACUCGACCUUGUAGAAACCGCCGCCAUCGAGUCUAUUUGCCCUCUCAAGUCAUCAUAACUUCAACUCAGAACCAUUCAAUAAAACCUAUACCGGAUAUCAAAACAGCGACUUCGAAAUCUGCAGUGGAAAUUAUGAUUAAGACUUGCAAUCAUCAUCUCCUGUUUAUUGUACGUUUUAUCCAACGGCUGACUUCCUCUUGCCUCGAUACUUUCCGUGAGAGCUAUCAGAUCAGAUCCGAUCCGAUCAAAUCAAAUCAAAUCAAAUCAAAUCACUAACUUCAUCCCUCUUCACAGUCUCCAUUUCAUACCAGCAACUAUACUUAAAAUAAAUUCGACUUGCGCAUAUUUGCCAGGUCGAUUCCCAAAUUAAUUACAUGAUCGAGCCGCAAACCUCCCAGCCAUGGGACCUAACUUCUGCCAUCGACCUUUUUAAUCGUCUCUCUAUUUCGAGUUUAGAGCCCGAUUUCCCACCCUCCAAUUGUACAGUCGAUGAUGAGCCGUCAAAUACAGAUGGAAGUGCUCGCGCCUUGGGUGAUUUCAGACCAAUAUGGAAUUACUUAGGUGUCGAUGCUGAGAAAACUUCCACAGAUUUUGAUGUUGGUUCAUUUGAGUCUGCACCAUCUUCUUUCACUUCUGGGGGGCUUUUUUCUGAUCUAGACAGUCCGCCAACUUCUGCGACGGAUGAUUCGGAUAUUCCUGAUAUUUACGAAGUCUACGUGACGAAAUCAAAAGAGGUACGAUGGAAAGAUGAGGUUAACGGAAAGAAAUUUCCGAAGCUGCGGCGCCGGAGCAAAAGGGAAGAGUCGUCGGAAGACGUAAUAUCUUUUCCGGAAGGGAACUUGGAAGAGCAACUGUCACAAUUGGAAACAGAUAGUAGAUCGCCCUUUGCUGCAGAUCGGCUCUUUGAUAUUCAAACACCCAGGCCACCAGAGAAUAGACAGACACGGAGACAGGUGUUGUCCAAUAUUUCACAGACGGAUGAAAGUAGCGGAGUGGAAUCAGAGGUAGAAAGACCUCCACCAUCAAAAUCUGCAAGACUUUUCGACUAUUCCUCUGUCGUGGGUGUCAAAAAGAGCUACGAAUCUGUCAUCAUACACCCUCUUUACAAUCUGACCUUCGAAGAGAAGAGAGCCAAGAUAGCCAAGAAGCUAUCGGAUCAAUUAGGUAUCGACAAAAAGAUACUUUUGAAUACUACGGCUAAUCUUCAACGUUCCAAUGAACCUGGAGCCAUUCACGUAUUCGUUGAUUGUAGCAACAUUAUGAUUGGAUUUCAUCAAGCUUUGAAACUUGCACGAAAAAUUCCUGAAGACGCGAAGAUGAAACAACAGCCUUUCUCAUAUCGAUCACUAGCGUUCAUCAUGGAGAGAAACCGCCCUGCUGCCAAACGGAUUUUGGCUGGAUCCAGAUCAAGUCAUGCAGACUUACCAGUCCAUUUCGCUGAGGCCGAGGAGUGUGGUUACGAAACCAACAUUUUGGACAGGGUGUUGAAAGUAAGAGAGUCGACGCCCAAGAAAGUGCGGCGUGGACUGGGCAAUGGAUAUCUCACCGGACGGUCGAAUGGAUCUGAAAGUCCAUCCACAAAUAUGUCCUCUGUAUCAUUUGUGGAACAGGGUGUCGAUGAGCUUUUACAUAUGAAGAUACUUGAAACUCUAAACGAUUACCCAAAACCAUCAACGAUUGUUCUAGCAUCCGGAGAUGGUGCUGAGGCGGAGUAUUCGGCCGGCUUUUUCAAAAAUGUGCAAAGAGCACUUGAGAAAGGAUGGAAUGUCGAACUUGUGGCUUGGAACAGUGGGCUGAGUGGGGAAUAUCGAGAAUCGUCAUUUAAGCAACGAUGGAGAAAGCAAUUCCGAGUUAUCAGGUUGGAUGACUUCAGUGAGGAAUUGUUGGGGAUUUACAAGAAGCAUGAAACAUCACCGUAGAUAUCAGCGAUGGGCCGAAUAGCGUCGCCUUCGAGACCCCCAAAACCGACGAAAUCAACCGAGGCUGACCUAUUGCGUUUAUUACACUCUCAGCUGUGAUAUCAAUGGAAUUACAAAGGCCUGUACACAAUUUCUUUAGCGAAAUAGUAAGCAACGGAAACUUAAAUGUUACUCAAUAGGGAAGUUUGAAAGAAUUUUUUUAUGACACGAGCUGUAUGAAAUCGCGGCACACUUGGUGAUUGAUAUUCAUUGUGAGAUACUCGGUCAUUAUUUGAUAAUUUUG